UACGAAACCUCUCUUCAGUGUGUGUCCCUAAAUAUCAGUCACACAUGGCUUGCUCCUCCUCUUCCUCCCAACUACCAUCGCCAUCCACCACCGUCGAUGAAACCAGCCCCGCGUCAAUCUCCACCGUCCAUACGGACAUAAUCCAGACCCACAUCCUCACCCGCCUCGACGGCCCCACGCUUGCCUCCGCCGCCUCCACCUCUUCCCAACUCCACGCCCUCGCUUCCCACCAACCCCUCUGGGACAACAUCUGCCACUCCACAUGGCCCUCCACUUCAACGCCACGUGUCCGCCAAGUCAUCUCCACGUUCCCCGAUGGUGCCUUCUCCUUCUUUUCCGACUCCUUCCCGCUCCUCACCAACCUAGACACCGCCGCAACAACUCUCGCGCCGAAUCACGAUCAGGACCGCCCGUGUGAAUUAAUCUCGUCCGUCGAUAUCUACCACCGCGACAAGCUCAUUCUGAGCAAGGUCGUCGAGACGGAGACCGUGACCGGGUGGUUCCGGUGCUCGCCGUUCCGGAUUGACCUGCUGGACCCCAAGGACGUGGUCCCCACCCAAAUCAAGUACCCGGCGGGCCGGGAAUCCGACACGUGUCGCGACCUCGGGGAUGAUCUGACCCUCAGCUGGAUUCUGAUCGACCCGAUCGGCCGGCGGGCGAUGAACCUCACGAGCCACAGGGCGGUGUCGGUGCAGCGCCACUGGCUGAGCGGGGAGGUGCACGUGCGGUUUGCGUCGAUUCUUCCCGGGGAGAAGGGGUCGGCGUCGGAGCACGUGCAGUGCGGGAUCUUGGUCACGUGCGGGGAGUCGGAGGGAGGGGAGCUGCAGGUGAGGGAGGUGAGCUUGCAGGUGGAGGACAUGGAUGGAAUGCAUUUGAACGGGAGGGAGGGUUUGGUAAUUUUGCAGAGGGCGUUGGAGGGCAGAAAGGGAAGAAAGAGGAGCAGGAGAGAAGAGGAGGGAAGAAAAAGAUACGAAGAGUAUUUGGAGAGGAAGAAGCAAAGGAAAGAGAAGAAGCUGAGGACAGAAGGGACAUUAGACACUUUGUGUGUGGCUUUUGGGGUAUUGGGGUUUUUCGUCUUUUGGUUAUUUAUUCUAUGCAGAUGAAACUCAAAUUCUUCUUAUUUUUUUCCUGUUAUUUUCUUUUAGCGGUUUAGAAGAAGCAUAUU
Molecule: messenger RNA, 1165 nt
Organism: Prunus dulcis (almond)
Lineage: Eukaryota; Viridiplantae; Streptophyta; Magnoliopsida; Rosales; Rosaceae
Product: probable F-box protein At2g36090
Exons: 1
Coding region: 45-1103 (352 amino acids)
Molecular function (GO): protein binding
Source: RefSeq, a predicted model, not a curated record